CGGCAGGUGUUUGUUAACACAGAAGAUAAAUGGAGCCAUGGUUUAACCAGCUGAUAAUCGAUGGAUUAAUAUUGGAUAUGUGACCCAAUUUCCGAUAGCGUGCUGAGUUAACUGUUCAAGCUGCAAGGGCAAAGCACAGGUCCUCUUUAUUACGAUUGAAGAAAAAAAAAUGAGAGUGGAGAGAGUCGCGCUGGUUACGACGGUACUGGUUUUGCUACUGGCUCGGAGCCACGGCGAGGACACGGGGACGGGGAACGUGGCAGACCAGUGGCACGACCCUAACUAUGUACAUGAUGUUGAUCACAUCCAGGAACACUACGAGGGUAAAGUGGAGUUCAACACAAGCGCCAUGUCACCCGAAGAAUUAGAAUUCCACUAUUUUCAGCAACAUGACACGGAUGACAAUUUCAUGCUUGACGGACUUGAGAUUCUGGCGGCCAUUACAGAGCCGAACAGGCAUCACCAUCACGGUGACAAAAAAGAGGACGAAGUUCCGCUCACGAUAGAGCAGCAAGAAAAACAGAAACAAGAAGUAGAAGAAAAUCUUAAGAUGAUGACAGAUAUCGUGGACAAAAUAUUUACGGACGAUGAUGCUGAUAAUGACGGUUAUCUGUCUUACGCUGAAUAUCUAGCAGCACGGCGUAAAGCUAGUUGAAGAAACAAAUGCUAAUUAUUAAAAUACAAAAGAUGUUAUAAUAAACUAAUCUCAAAACAGA
Molecule: messenger RNA, 716 nt
Organism: Lingula anatina
Lineage: Eukaryota; Metazoa; Brachiopoda; Lingulata; Lingulida; Lingulidae
Product: multiple coagulation factor deficiency protein 2 homolog
Molecular function (GO): calcium ion binding
Source: RefSeq, a predicted model, not a curated record